This is a messenger RNA of Chenopodium quinoa (quinoa), 810 nucleotides long. RefSeq lists its product as uncharacterized. The record is from RefSeq and is a predicted model, not a curated record. The coding region runs from base 1 to 810 and encodes 269 amino acids. Gene Ontology annotation, molecular function: RNA-DNA hybrid ribonuclease activity; nucleic acid binding. NCBI's taxonomy places the organism in Eukaryota, Viridiplantae, Streptophyta, Magnoliopsida, Caryophyllales, Amaranthaceae. The transcript has a single exon.
AUGGCUGCCCUAUGCCCUGAAAGUCAGAUUAUAUGGAAGCUCUCACCUUUGAGACUUGACACUAGAGGUUGGGAAAUGGCAUCUGUUGAGGAGUGGUGUUGCGAUAUGGCGAAGAAACUCUCUUGUGGAAACAGUUGGGAAUUAUUCUUAAUGUUCUGGUGGAAGAUUUGGGAGGUGCGUAACUUGUGGCUGUUCGAGAAGAAGAAGUUGGAGGCCCCUAUGGUAUGUGCGAAGACCCUUAGUCUCCUUGGUGAGUAUGAGGCGGCGGCUAUGCGUGAGUCUAGUGUGGUACAUCAUGAGGAAAAUGGGGAUAACCAUUGUUGGAAGGCGCCGCCCCCUAACAAAUUCACUUUAAACACUGAUGCUGCUCUCUCUAAAGACGGAAAAAUCGGUCUGGGAAUGGUUAUGCGUGACCACCUCGGUGAUGUUAUGAUGGCUGGUGGUAGGGCUGUCACGGGUGUUUGGAGUGCCUGCAAUGCUGAAGCUGAAGCUAUGCUUUUUGGUCUUCGAUAUGCGUUUGAUGCUGGGCUGAGGAGGCUGCUGGUUUCAUCUGAUUGCUUGAACCUCAUCAAUAUGCUGCUGUCCAAAAAUAGGGAAAGAACUCCCACCCAACUGCUCGUGGAUGAUAUUUUGUAUGCUGCUAGUUUGUGUGACUUUUGUACUUUUAAUUUUCAGCCUGGAACUUGUAAUAAGGUGGCCCACUCCAUAGCUAAAUACUCCCUUACUUUGUCUGGUGAGCAACUAUGGAUGGAAGAUUGUCCACCUCUUUCUUUACCCUUUGUUAUCUCUGACAAAGUGGCCUUAAUAUAA